UCACCAACAGGUUUGGACAGCGGCUGUGGGUAGCCAGGUCGGUUUUCAUCCGCGGAUACUGCCAAGUAAAUUUUUUACCCUUCGGCUGAAAUAAGAAAUGGAGAGCAUACUGUUGAAGUUGUGCGUGCCCGAUAACACCACGAUACAACAGGCUACCGCAGAGCUUAGAAAAGCUCUCAAGAAUCCAGACAAUAUAUCAGCUUUGUGCCAACUCAUAGUAACUUCGACAAAUCCACAGGUAAGGCAGUAUGCAGCCGUCCUCCUUAGGAAACGUUAUAGUAAAUCAAAGCAUUGGACAAGUUUAUCUGAAAAUAUACGUACUGAAUUUAAGGCGCUUAUUUUACAAGCCUUAGUGAAUGAACCACAGAAAAAUGUUAAAAAUGCUAUAGCUCAGUUAAUCGGUAUCAUCGUUAAGCAUGAAUUACCCAUAAACAAUUGGCCAGAGGUUUUACAAUUCAUACAACAACUAGUUACCAGUGAAGACCUGACAAAUAAGGAACUAGGCAUUUUUACUUUAUCCGUUAUGACAGAAGUUACACCAGACACUUAUGUUAUGCAUGCGAAAUCUCUGGCAGUACUUCUCGCUCGAACAUUGAGCGGUCUUCAGGAAAAUUUGGGAAAUCCAGUUUCUUACUUUAUUUUAAAGACGAUGAAGAAUCUUAUUCCUCUAGUUGAGCACGAUCAAGUGAUGGUGAAUACUUACAGUCAAAUGAUGCCGCUGAUAGUACUCACCAUACAGGCUUUCACCACGUGUGACGAAGAACGAGCCACCGAAUGUUUCGAGUUGCUGGAUGAAUUGUGCGAGAAUCUGAAUGCUGUGAUAGCGCCUCAUGUCAAACCUCUCGUCAGCAUGUGCCUUGCGAUUGCCACUAACAAAUCUUUAGACGAUUCCCUUAGAGUUAAAGCAGUUGGUUUUAUUGGCUGGUUAGCAAGAACGAAGAAAAAAGCUCUUGUAAAGCAUAAACUAGUGGAGCCUAUCGUCGACAUGUUAUUUGUACUCAUGACUAUACGGCCAGAUAAUGACGGUGACGACGAUUAUAUCAGCGGAGAGAACGACAAUGAUACACCAAUAACAGCAGCUACUCAAACUUUAGACUUGCUUGCGUUGCAUCUGCCGCCGGAAAAAUUGAUUCCACACAUGUUACGAUACAUCGAACCCGGACUGCAAGGCUCGGACAUAUACGCCAAGAAAGCUGCGUACGUCUCCAUGGCUGUAUUGGCGGAAGGUUGUUGCGAAUACAUUCGUUCCAAGUAUCUCGAGUCCUUCCUGCGGUGCAUCUGUCAAGGAAUCACGCAUCCCUCGCCUGUAGUGCGCAAUGCUGCUCUGUUCGCUCUGGGACAGUUCUCCGAGCAUUUGCAACCGGAAAUCUCGCAGUAUUCUUCCGAAUUGCUGCCCGUGCUAUUCGAGUAUCUCGGCCAAGUAUGUGCCCACAUUAAGCAGGAAAAGAAGGAGCCGCCUUCGGUCAGCCGUAUGUUCUACGCCCUCGAGAUGUUUUGUGAAAAUCUAAACGAUAGCCUGCUCCCAUACUUGCCCACAUUGAUGGAAAGGUUGUUCGAGAUCCUGAGCGCGGACACGCCGGUGCACGUGAGAGAACUCGCUCUGAGUGCCAUCAGUUCCGCUGCCUGUGCCAGCAAAGAGCACAUGUUACCAUACUUUGAGAAAAUCGUCACCAUUCUCAACAGUUAUCUCACCGAGAACGUAACGGACAUGUGUCUUCAGAUUCAAGCUGUCGAUACUCUCGCAGCAAUCGCUAAGACAAUAGGCGAACAGCACUUUGCACCGUUGACAGGUAGAUCCCUGAAUUUUGGUAUGAAACUGCUAAAAGAGACGGAAGAUCCAGACUUGCGAAAGUCCAUUUAUGGACUGUUCGCCUCCAUCAGCACGGUAAUGAAGAAGGAGAUGGCCAUGGCUUUGCCCGAGAUCGUCGAGUACAUGAUAAUGAGUAUUCGGAGUUCGGACGGGUUUGUGACAUACGUUAAGGACGACGAGGCUACAGCUUUCCCUGUCUACGAAGAUCUCAGCGAGGAGGAGAACGAAGAGGAAGACAUUGAGAACACCGACAACGAAGAGGAUUAUGACGAGGACGUUGCGGGUUAUAGCGUCGAAAAUGCCUACAUCGAGGAGAAAGAGGAGGCUGUAUUAGCUCUGAAAGAAAUUGCUCAAUACACAGAAGAGGCCUUCAUGCCGUAUCUCGCAAAAUCCUUUGAGGAAACUUUCAAGUUGACUGCUUAUCCUCUGGAAGAUAUACGUAAAGCGAGCGUGGAGGCUCUGGUACAAUUUUGCAUCAACUUUUCGAAAAUCGAAACCAACGAAGGCAGAGAGGCAUUGUUGAAGGCUCUCUCUAUGUUGGUCUCGCGGUUGGCAGAGUUGGUGAGAUUAGACGAAGAGGCUACGGUCGCGAUUAGCGCUUUGGACGCGUUCACGGAACUUUUGAAGACCGUCAAAUCGGAUGUUCUCGCAGAAGCAGGUCACAAAGACGCUAUAAUAAAUUGCGUGUUGGCCGUGAUGACAGGUGACACGGAGUGUCAAGAUCAGGAAGAAGGCGAGGGUAUCGAUACCGAGGCUGAACAGGACGAACUAUUGAUGGAGUACGCGGGAGAAGUAUUGGUCUACUAUGGAAACGUGGUUGCACCGGAAGACUUUACGAUUUUCUUUCAGCGCGUGUUGCCGUUACUUCUGGUAAGACUGGAAAAGGGCAAAUCCGAGGGACAAAAGUCUUUCGUGACUGGCACAAUCUCAGAUUGCUUUGCCGGGCUCAAGCACAUGGUGUCAAUGUUUGUCCCGCAACUGUUCCCAAUUUUUCUGCGUCUGACCCACGACCCCAGUUCUGAGGUUCGCAACAAUGUGAUCUACGGAAUCGGGGAGAUGGCUUUGCACGGAAAAGAAGCCGUUUAUUCGUAUUACCCCGCCAUACUGGAAGCUCUGUCGACCGCCAUUGCGAAGGAGUCGCAUGCGGGUACUCGCGAUAACGUCGUCGGUGCGAUCGCACGGCUUAUUAUCGUAAAUUAUUCGAAUCUGCCGCUCGAACAAAUAUUUCCAAUUUUCGUGGAACAGUUACCGCUGAAGGAAGACUUUGUAGAGAAUAGAGCCGUGUUUAGGAGCAUUCUCACGCUAUACCAAGCCGGACACGUUGUCCUGCAGCCACAUAUUCGUACGCUGCUGAAAGUCGCGAUCAGCGUGUUACACAAAGAAAAAGCCGGGAGCAGCGAAACGACGAGUCUCAUCAUCGAAUUUAUCAAGUCUGCUCAGCGAGACUUUCCGAAUGAUUGGAAUGCGCUUUCCAGCGAGUUGCCUGCGGAAGUUAUUACGAACAUACAACGCAUAUUUUCUUAGGAUAUUCGAACGAUUGAGUAGUAUGCGCUAUCCUUGUCCUCAUUUAAGUAUCGAUCUGCAAUAGUUUCGCAAUCUUUACACGAGGUACAUUUCCUCUCUUCUUCUUUCUUCGUUGUUUUGUUUUUUUCUUCGAAUUCUAUUACGACGAGAAAAUCUAAGACGAGAGCGAGCUACAACUGUAUUUUUGAAUUCACUCUCUCACACCUAUUUUAUAGAUCAACCGUUCGUUCUCUUUAUUUUUUACUUUUAUUUCUUCCAUAGAUUAUGUAAGUUUGCAGUAUCUGUACGUAUGAUUUGAAUUUAUGCAGAAUUCUAGUCUAUGACAAUUCUGUCUUAAAAGCUGACCAGAAAACUGGAAUUAUCAUUAGAUGGCGAUUGUAUUACUUUUGCGAGAAAGAUUACGUCAGAAUACUACAUCUUCCUAUUUCUCGGAUCAUAAAUCUUGCAUAUAUGAUAUGUGAUAGAGGAAUUCGAUAUAUUACGCUUAUUACGUUAUCCGACUCGAAAUUGUAUCUGAAUUAUUGAGCUUCUAACUUCCUAUUAUGGGUCCCACGAAUCUCGCGUGAAUUGAGCUCUUUAAACAUUCGAUCCUAGAAUCACCCGAACCUGUCUGCAUUGUUGAACGCUUCACACACACGCACAUUUUCCGAGAAUUGUAUAAAUAUAAAAAUAGAUCAUAUGUGUGUGUGUGUGUGUGUGUGUGUGUAGGAAAGUAGUGCGAAUCUACGAGAAUUCACGGGAUUGACCGCAUUUGAUUGAUUAUAAUGUAUCAGUUUUCUGGAAGAAAUUGCGGAAACAGGCACUCCCGGGCAAAUGCCAGGUAACAAUGUCAUUGCUAACAAGCGGACGCGUCUUCUCUCUGUAAGCAGUCGGCAUAGCAGCAUACUGCGUAUACACGUUGAAAAUAAAUGUAUCAUGUGAACAAAUAAAAGUGUCGUAUCACUCA
Molecule: messenger RNA, 4280 nt
Organism: Dinoponera quadriceps
Lineage: Eukaryota; Metazoa; Arthropoda; Insecta; Hymenoptera; Formicidae
Product: importin-4-like
Exons: 15
Coding region: 98-3334 (1078 amino acids)
Biological process (GO): protein import into nucleus
Cellular component (GO): cytoplasm; nucleus
Molecular function (GO): nuclear import signal receptor activity; small GTPase binding
Source: RefSeq, a predicted model, not a curated record